CAGUUAUUUUAUUAAUAUAAAUUAGAAAUUAAAAAGGAAAGAUAUAAAAAAUAAAUGUUUUCUUUAAAGAAAACAAGACACUUUUGGCAAAUAUUUACAAAUUCUGCAAAACGUUGUUGUAGCAUAAAGUGUUAUCAAAAAUUCAAGCAUAGUUUUACAGACUUAAGAUGUCUGGACAGAAAAGAAGUGCAGCAGUUCUUUAAAAGCUUGGAAGCAAUAAUAACAGAUGCAGAUGGUGUUCUAUGGCUUAAUGAUGAUCCUAUCGAAGGUUCUGUAGAAACUUUUAAUUGGUUUCAAAAUCAAGAUAAGACUUGUUAUAUUGUUACCAAUAAUUCUACCCGUACUCGGCAAAAUUUGCAGGAAAAAGCUUGUUCCAUGGGUUUACAGGUGGAAGAAAGGCAAAUUAUUAAUACCACUUACUGUACGGCCAAAUAUUUGGAGAAAUUGAAUUUCAACAAGAAAGCCUAUGUUAUAGGCAGAGAGGGUCUGGCUUGGGAAUUACAAAAUUUGGGCAUUAAACUUUUGCCCAUAGAGGAGGAACCCAUGAAAGGCUCUACAGCUGAUUUGAGACAAAAUCUUAAACUUGACCAGGAAGUAAAGGCUGUAAUAGUGGGUUUUGAUGAAUUUUUUGGUUUUCCCAAGCUAACAAAAGCCUGUUGCUAUCUAAAGGAUCCUGAGUGUUUAUUUAUAGCCGCCAGUACAGAUAACCAAGGACCUACUCCUACGAUAAUGCUGCCGGGUACGGGUUGCUUUGUAAAAGCCAUAGAAACUUGUAGCAAUCGUUUAGCCACAAUAAUAGGAAAACCUAAUCCGGAAUUUGUCAAACCUUUAAUAACAAAAGGUUGUAUAAAACCCGCCACCACAUUAAUGGUAGGCGAUAGAGGUUCAACGGACAUGUUGUUUGGUUAUAAUUGUGGCUUCUAUACACUAUUUGUUUCCCUCCGGGGUAGAUACUUUAAAAGACGUCCAACAAUGGCAAAUAUCAGAUAAUUGUGAAUUGCAAAAACAAAUACCCGAUUUUUAUCUACCAAAACUGGGAGAUUUAAAACAUAUAUUAACUGAGUAAUUUUAUAAUUUUAUAGAAUAAAGAGAAUUCCAUAAUAUUAUUAAACUCUUUAUUGAUAAGAAUCAU
Molecule: messenger RNA, 1132 nt
Organism: Lucilia sericata (common green bottle fly)
Lineage: Eukaryota; Metazoa; Arthropoda; Insecta; Diptera; Calliphoridae
Product: glycerol-3-phosphate phosphatase-like
Exons: 3
Coding region: 55-990 (311 amino acids)
Cellular component (GO): cytoplasm
Molecular function (GO): phosphatase activity
Source: RefSeq, a predicted model, not a curated record